AUGCCCACAGAACUCCCAUAUGCCGCAGAUGCAGAGAUGUCGCUCACAUACGAUGAGCUAGAGGUCCUCCGACUGCAAUACCAGAAGGAGCUUGCCCAAGACCACGUUACGACGCAGACAAAGUUCAAUCUCUGCUGGGGCCUCGUGAAGAGUCCUAUACGCGAACACCAGGUCGAGGGCGUCAAACUGCUGCAAGAGAUCUACCGCGCAGAACCGACCAGGCGACGCGAGUGUCUGUAUUACCUAGCCCUGGGACACUUCAAGAUGGGCAACUUUGAGGAGGCGAGGAGGUUCAACGGUCUUCUCCUGGAGAAGGAGCCUACGAAUCUGCAGGCACAGUCACUAGCCCAGCUCAUAAGUAAAGGAGCUGCACGAGAUGGGUACAUUGGCAUGGCCAUCGUCGGCGGGGUAGCUGCGGUCGGAACCAUCCUUCUUGCAGGCCUAAUACGGCGAGCCCGCAAAUAA
Psilocybe cubensis is the source of this 465-nucleotide messenger RNA. RefSeq lists its product as uncharacterized. Gene Ontology annotation, cellular component: peroxisomal membrane; mitochondrial outer membrane. NCBI's taxonomy places the organism in Eukaryota, Fungi, Basidiomycota, Agaricomycetes, Agaricales, Agrocybaceae. Gene Ontology annotation, molecular function: protein binding. The coding region runs from base 1 to 465 and encodes 154 amino acids. The record is from RefSeq and is a predicted model, not a curated record. The transcript has 5 exons. Gene Ontology annotation, biological process: mitochondrial fission; autophagy of mitochondrion; peroxisome fission.